UUACUGUUCGUCAACAAAAUGGCGGAAAGCCAGCGUUCAACCUUUGACGACGCUCUUUUCGAUGCAGUUUUGGAAAACAACUUACACAAAGCUGUCCGAAAGAUUGGCAAGAGAGCGGACGUCAAUGUUGUCGCAAAACGUGGGGGAAAGUAUGUAUAUGGAUCGAGUCGUUAUCUAACUGGAUUGUGGGGUUAUCCAUCUGCUCUUCAAGUAGCGUGUGGUAUGGGAUCAACCAGUAUGAUUGAUCUACUUAUAAGAAAACGAGCCAAUGUGAAGUAUCAAGAAGAGGGGAGGGGAUGGACAGCUCUACACUACGCAAGCAUUGGUGGUCAUGUGUCUGUUAUGAAGAGAUUGAUCUCCGCUGGUUGCGACCAACAAGUCAAAAACCAUUAUGGAGAGACAGCUCUACACGUUGCUGGUAAUGUUGAGGUAGUUGAUUAUCUAUUGAGCAUUGGUCUCAACAUUGAAGAUCGUGAUGAGAAUGGCUACACAUCAUUUGUCAGGGCAUGUGUUGAUGGUCAUUUACCUGUAUUACAACAUCUCAUUUACUUAAAAUGCAACAAAGCAGCAACAACUAAUGAUGGAGAGACAGCUCUACACAUUGCUGAUAAUGUUGAGGUAGUUGCUUGUUUAUUGAAGAGUGGUCUCAACAUUGAAUAUCUUGAUGAGAAUGGCUACACACCAUUUCUAGAGGCAUGUCGUCAUGAUCGUUUACCUGUAGUACAAUGUCUCGUUGAUUCAAAGUGCAACAAAGCAGCAACAACUACUACACUGUUUGCUAUUAGAGACAGACCCCGGAUGAAUGGAAGCGGUGUUUGCAACCUACAGUUUCUGCAAAGUAGAAGUCAUCAACAGAAGAGGAGAGCUUUUUCAGGAUUCUUUUUGGCGUCAGCGGUUCUUUCCGCUUUCGUCGGUUGCGUCAGUCCUAUUCGGUUGUAUGGAGUCCCCGUUUCUGGAAUGAACGCUUUUGUUGAGUUGCUUUUCGUCGUAUGUUGUUUCCGUGGCUUAAGUUUCUUUGUUGUGAUCGAGUUUGCGUUCUGUCUUUACUCUUGUGGCUUCAGUGUCUGGGAUCAUCGCAGCCUUACCUUGCCUUUGUGGUCUAGUGCAUUUUCUCCAGAUUCUGUCAUCGUCAUCUCAUCUUCGUCUCAUCGUCCAUCUUGUGACUUCAGCAGUGCCUUUGGUCGUUCCAUUUUGGCUUCGUUUGUUGGUUUCCAGUACAUUGACAGGAAUUCAGAGAGUGAUACCGAAGAAGAUGAUCCCCCUGACGGUAGGCGUUCUACUCAAAGUCCUAAUUCAUGUUGUCCUUUAUGUUCUCUGGUGACAAGAGACACAGUUUCGCUGUUUCAACACAUAAAUGCAAACCACAUUUGCUACAGAAAUUUCCCGGAUGUUCAGUUCUUAGAAUUCCACAACCGUCGCUUAUGUUCAGAAUGUGGCUUUGCUUAUGGUAAUCGUUUCUCAUUUUGCCGACGUUCUCUAGGUCCUGGUCGUGGUAGAUGUCGUGGUUUGAUGACCCAUCCAAGUGCAUCAUCCUGGUUGAGUCAGUGUGAAUCCACAGCUGUUAACGGUGAUAUUGGAAUUCAGAAUUCACCGGAGGUAGCUCCAACAUCAGCUUCAAGGAUUACUUCUUCAUCAGUGCCUGUAUCCUCAUCUUCUAAUUUGGUGCUCGAGGGUAUUAAAGCAGCUUCUAUGAUGUCCUAUCCAGCUGUUGGUGACAUGGAAUUGUCUGUUUUCAAUUCACUGAUGAACGAAGUUGUCACCACACCUGUUCAGACAGUUACUCAUGUCCCAAAAUCAGUUAGACCACUUCUAAGUGUGGUUUUAGCUAAAGAAUUACGGUGUGCUUGUGAGGGUGGCCUGUGGGGCUUUGCUCGCCUCUUCAUGCUGGCCAAAGCUACCCUUCGCUGUCCUCCUCGUGGUGGGAGAAAGAAAAGGUACGUUGUAAAGGAAAUUUUGUAUUCUCGCCUUCAACGUUGGUUGGAUGGAGAUAUUCGAUCACUGUGGCUGGAUGUCAAGGCUGAAACUAACCCUUGCCAUGUUUCAUUGAAUUCCUCAAAUACCGCUACCACAAAUACUCGAAGAUCAUUGAGAUUGGCUUCAGAAGGUCGAUACAGUGAUGCACUUCAGGCUUUGGGUUCACGAGGUUGUGCCUCUCAUGACAGCAGUGAAGCUUUAGAAGAGUUGGCAAAUCGACAUCCAGUUCACGAUCUUCCUGCUUGGCUAGAGGAAGUCCCACCUUCACUAGUUGUGGACUCUCAGGAGGUUAUUUCUGCAUUGGAAGCAUUUCCCAAUGGCUCAAGUCCCGGUUAUUCUCAUCUUCGAGCACAACACUUAAUUGAUGCUAUACGAGGUUGCAAUGUUCCAGAAGCGCAGUCCUGUUUAGAAAACCUAACACGAUUGAUGUGUCUCUUGUUGUCUGGAAAACUUGAUCGCAACAUUUCUCCCUUCCUGUCUGGUGCCCCUUUGACUGCUCUCCAAAAGAAGGCUGGCGGCAUUCGGCCCAUUGCUGUUGGGGAAGUGUUGCGUCGUUUGGCUAGCCGUCUUUGCUGUUCUGCUAUAAAACCUCGCUUACCGGACGUCUUCUUACCAUAUGGUCAGGUAGGUGUUGGAAUACGAGGAGGUUUAGAGGCAAGUGUUCAUUCUCUAAGGUCAUACAUUGAAGAGAACAGUGCUAGACAUGACCUGUGCUGUUUCAAACUGGACAUGAAGAAUGCGUUCAAUGAAUGCCAUCGCAAUUCAUUCCUGAAGAGACUUGGCAGUGAAUUUCCUGAAUUGGUAGCUUGGGUACAGUGGUGCUAUCACUGUGCUGCUGAGUUGCGCUUUGGCUAUCAUCACCUUACAUCUACAGCAGGAGUCCAACAAGGCGAUCCAUUGGGACCACUGCUGUUCUCCUUAGUCGUCCUAGAACUAAUGGAUGAAGUUGGAGAAGUGCCUGGCUUAGACCUAAAUUUGUGGUACCUUGACGAUGGUACUUUUGCUGGCACACGGAAAUCUGUCUCAAAGUUAAUAAACUUCAUCAUAGAGAAAGGUCCUUCCCUGGGCCUUCAUGUCAAUUUAUCAAAGUGUGAAGUGUUUUGGCCUUCAGGAGAUCGAACACAUCCAGAAUUUCCACCAGAAGUACACCGGUUGUCAGAUGGAAUGGAAUUGCUUGGUUCUCCUGUGUUUGGUUCAUCUGAUUUCUUCACUAAUUGUUUCAAGAAGCGAGUCGAUCAAGUAGCAAAUACCCAAUCUCAUCUCUCUGAUCUUGAAAAUCCAAAAGUGGAACUUCAGUUGUUGAGAAGUUGCCUGUCCAUAUGUAAAAUCAACCAUUUGCUACGAUCUGGUUACGCCGAUCUCUCGGCCGGAUCACAAGAUCUUCAAUUUCUGACUUUGCAUGGUCACAAGCAGUAUUGCCAAUUGGAAAAGGAGGUAUGGGUAUCCGGGAGGCCUUAUCUACUUCACCUUCCGCUUUUCUUGGCAGCUGUAACUCAAAUCGAAAGUUAG
Molecule: messenger RNA, 3483 nt
Organism: Corticium candelabrum
Lineage: Eukaryota; Metazoa; Porifera; Homoscleromorpha; Homosclerophorida; Plakinidae
Exons: 11
Coding region: 19-3483 (1154 amino acids)
Molecular function (GO): protein binding
Source: RefSeq, a predicted model, not a curated record